AAGCAUAGUGCAGUAGAAACACGGGAUUUGAGAGUGAACAGAUAUUUUCAUAUUUUUAUAUUUUAUAUUUGUUUGGUAGUAAAGCGGAGUUAUUGAGAUUUUUUGAGAUGGGGAUAACGUUAGAAUUAAGGAAAAAUACAUGUACAAAAUAACAUUAAAAAAAUAGAAAUUUAAGUGGGAGAUCAAUGAUAACUGUUCAUUGUUAGCAUGGCCACUCAUUUUUGUGCUCUGUAGCAGUAUAUUAUUGGUAUCUCAAACUGUCGGCUAUAGUAUCUGUGUAUUUCAAGAGAGCUGAGUUCACCUGCUGUUUUCUUCUCAUCAUUCUUCAAUCACCUUGCUCUGUGGUCACGAAACAGUGCACUAGCAAAACACAACAUGGAAAGAGGGGACAAUACAAGAAGAGCUAGCCAUGAGAUUGAGAGAGAAGACUAUGUUUCAACUGGUGAUAUAUAUAUUGAUGAUGAUCCUGACAUCCCGCUGUUUAAUUCCAUUAGAGAAAUGAUAGAUGACCUGCCUCCGAUAUCAAAUGAUUGUUGUAUCUUCAGAGUUCCCAAGAGAAUUCGCGAAACAAAUGAAAAGGCUUACACACCUCAGGUGGUUUCCAUCGGCCCCCUUCAUCAUGGCGAAGAACACUUGCAAGAAAUGGAACGACAUAAACCGAGAUACUUGCAGUCGUUCCUUAAUCAUACUGAUCGUGUGAAUUUGGAGAGUUGUAUCCGAGUGGUGAAGGAGUGGGAAGAGAGAUCCCGGAGUUAUUAUGAAGAAAGCAGUGAGCUGGACAGUGAUGAAUUUGUGAAAAUGAUUCUUCUGGAUAGUAGUUUCAUCAUUGAGGUCAUGUGGAGGUUCUUAUUCAAUCACACUCCGGGAGAAUCAAUGGAUUACUUGGAUAGGCAAAUUCGGAUAAAUGAUCUAUGCAACGACGUGAUCUUAAUUGAAAAUCAACUUCCCUUUUUUGUUCUCGAAGGCCUCUUCAACCUAGCCUUCCCAGCCAUCAGCGUUAGUACUCAACCAGAGUAUUCCUUCCUCAUGCUCUCCAUCAUAUACUUUGCUUUUUUCGGUAUUGUGAGAGACAUCAAACAAUCAUUUUCAAGUCGUGAAGUGAAGCAUUUUGUUGAUUUGCUAAGGUUAUGUCAUUUACCGUCAUCUCUAAGGUCCGCACCUUCAAAUAGUGUCAACUAUGUGCCGAUACGUAAUGCAAGAACGCUCCGGGAUGCAGGAAUAAAGUUUAAGAAGGGGCCAAGCAAUUGCUUGCUUGAUAUAAGGCAUGUCAUGACACGAUUGGAAAUCCCACAGUUGAUCUUAUCUAAUUGGACAGAACCUUUACUUAGAAACCUCACAGUACUGGAGCAAUUUUACUAUCCAUAUGAUAGUUACUUUAUUGAUUAUAUUCAUUUCAUGGACAGCCUAAUUGACACUGCUAAAGAUGCGGAUAUACUCAUCCAAAGUGGGAUUUUUGAGAACUACAUAGGCGAUAGCACUACAGUGGCAGCUCUUUUUAAUAAUUUUCCCAACGAAGUGUCUCUGUGGGGUCCCAACUAUUACUUUUGUGGUAUAAGUGAAAAACUGAAUCAAUAUUGCAGCGAUCGGAGCAACAAGUGGAAGAUGACAUUUAAACGCGAUUAUUUCAGCACUCCAUGGAGAUCGGCUUCUACUAGCGCUGCAGUUAUCCUGAUUGGACUUACUAUUAUACAAACUAUAUGUUCCAUACUCUCCUCCAUGCAGUAGCUCAAAAAUACUUGUGUAAUUCCCUUAUGUAAUUGUACUAAUUUUUAUUUUCCUCACCAGUUCUAACAAAUUGUGUAGCUUUCAAAUUUUA
Cornus florida is the source of this 1816-nucleotide messenger RNA. RefSeq names its product UPF0481 protein At3g47200-like. The transcript has 2 exons. The record is from RefSeq and is a predicted model, not a curated record. The coding region runs from base 376 to 1725 and encodes 449 amino acids. Lineage: Eukaryota; Viridiplantae; Streptophyta; Magnoliopsida; Cornales; Cornaceae.